AUGAGGCCGUCUGUUUCUGCAGAGACCGACAGCCUUGGGAGUCCCGCAGAGCGGCUCUCUGGCCUACAGGCUGUGCGCUGGCUGCACCAAGCCUGCCGCACGUCUCGGGGACCCGCCGGCCGCCUCUUUAACCUUGAGUGCCUGUGUGGGUCUCACGUGUCCCCCAGCGACAAAGCCCCGCAGCUGGGGAAUUCUUUCAGGGAAGAGGCCUGGGUCCACUCUGUCACUGUCCUCGCUGUCAUGGCGACCGUGGUAGAGUUCGUGUCCUUCACUGCCGCCAAGGUAGCCCUCUGGAAUCGGCCUCUUCAAGGCUGUGUGUCCUCAACUCAGGAGAAGGCUGCUGGCCGGGCCGGGCCGACCCACUGUGUGACCUCUGUGCCGGAGGAGACACGGUCUCAGGCCACCACUUCCUCACUGGAAGAGGAGCCCCGGCUGGACCCACAGGCCUUUCAGACCCAUGUGCGGCCGAGGCCCUGCCCCAUCUCACUUCCCUUCACUCUCCCCCAGUCUCCCAAGAAGGCCAAGAAGCGCGCGGAGGGCGCCAACUCCAACGUGUUCUCCAUGUUCGAACAGACCCAGAUCCAGGAGUUUAAGGAGGCCUUCACCAUCAUGGACCAGAACAGGGAUGGCUUCAUCGACAAGAAUGACCUGAGGGACACCUUCGCCGCUCUGGGGCGUGUGAACGUGAAGAAUGAAGAAAUUGAUGAAAUGAUCAAGGAGGCCCCUGGGCCAAUCAACUUCACAGUCUUCCUGACCAUGUUUGGGGAGAAACUGAAGGGGGCGGACCCCGAGGAGACCAUCCUCAACGCGUUCAAGGUGUUUGACCCAGAAGGCAAAGGGGUGCUGAAGGCUGACUACAUCCAGGAGAUGCUGACCACCCAGGCGGAGAGGUUUUCCAAGGAGGAGAUUGACCAGAUGUUUGCUGCAUUCCCCCCUGACGUGACGGGCAACCUGGACUACAAGAACCUAGUGCACAUCAUCACCCACGGGGAGGAGAAGGACUGAGGGCUGGCUCCUGACCC
Elephantulus edwardii (Cape elephant shrew) is the source of this 1022-nucleotide messenger RNA. Its product is annotated as myosin regulatory light chain 2-like. Gene Ontology annotation, biological process: cardiac muscle contraction; heart development; muscle cell fate specification. Gene Ontology annotation, cellular component: cytoplasm; myofibril. Lineage: Eukaryota; Metazoa; Chordata; Mammalia; Macroscelidea; Macroscelididae. The record is from RefSeq and is a predicted model, not a curated record. Gene Ontology annotation, molecular function: calcium ion binding. The transcript is spliced from 11 exons. The coding region runs from base 1 to 1005 and encodes 334 amino acids.